Molecule: messenger RNA, 2358 nt
Organism: Panicum virgatum (switchgrass)
Lineage: Eukaryota; Viridiplantae; Streptophyta; Magnoliopsida; Poales; Poaceae
Exons: 2
Coding region: 1055-2338 (427 amino acids)
Source: RefSeq, a predicted model, not a curated record
GAUCAGCAGCCAUCCGAUCGAUGUUUUCCUCGCUGCGAGCGGUAGUCCGCAAAAACCGCCGCCCACCCGUCGUUGGCCCCCUCCCAUACGCACAUCGUCAGUCUGCCUCGCGAUAUCAGCAGCCAUCCGAUCGAUGUUUUCCUCGCUGCGAGCGGUGGUCCGCAACAAUCGCGAAAUCCGAUCGUCCCGCACUGCGGCCGCCCUCGCAAUCCCCAGCCAAACCCUAAACAUCAUUCGCCGGCAGCCAAUCCCCAGCCAAAUCCGAUCGUCUCCCGCCACCGGCAGCUCUGGGAUGGGGAGGUGAUCCCAUACGUGGACCUGCUGCACGUGUGCUAGGAGGCGAGCGCGGCCAGGACAUGAGACGGCCGCACGACGCCGUUCCUGCUGCCGCCCGCUGGUACGUCGCCGGCAGCGUUCCACCACCAGUCCGCCUCCUUCUCAAAUCCGGCAAUGUUCGAGCCUCUCCGGCGCUGGUCAGUACCUCGGGAAUCAGGGCACGUACAACGGUGCGUUGGCUGUCGUCUCGUGACUGGAAAUUUUGCCAAACCCCCCCAAGUCGCUACAGUUAAUGAAGAGAGAUAAGGUAGCCGUCAGCCCGUCACGUGGGGAGACGACGGCAAGCGCUCGUGCUCCCAGGCGAAGACGACGGCUGGCCGCGCGUUGUACGGGGCGUCAUCUCCUCGUCAACACCGCACGGAUCCAAAUCUCCCGAUUGUGCGCCAAAUCUUCCACCAUAUAUGUUUCGCUUUUGCCAUUUUCCCCCAGCUCGACAGUGUCCGCCACUCUUGCGUCCGUUCGUCGGGAGCUACCCCUUCCCUCUUCAGCGAUGGCUAGCAAGAUGGCAUCGGUUUCGAAGAGGAAGUCUGUGGUACCUUCGAAGAUCGAAGGGCGACGGGAGCGGCGGCGACGAGGGAGACGGUUGCGGCGGUGACGGGAGCGGCGGCGACGAGGGAGGCGGUUGCGGCGGCGACGGCAGCGGCAGCGAGCAGAGUUGCUCGUGGAAGCGGCGCGGCCCCAGCACGCAACCCUCUGCAGGUUCGAUUCGUCUCAAUCCAUGGCAGACGGCUUCGAUUCUUCACCACUCCAUGUCAAACGAGGCUACCCAGCUGGAGUUGGCGCUGUUGGCUCCUCACAUGGCAGAUAUGGUGGCUCCAUCGGUCCAAGAUCCCCUCCGUUUGCACUUCAAUCCAGUUGGGAUCCUGCAUGGGACAACAGCACACAUCCCCCUGGUGGAUUUAUGAGUUUAUUCGACAACCAACCCCAUUUAUCACAGAAUCCACAUUUUGUUGGUGCGCCAUCUCAUUAUGCACCUUUCAAGGCACCAAGGCCUGUCGAUUUUGGUGUCAGUUUUGCCUCAAUGGAUGCACCACAGCCUAACAAUGGUGGAAGUUCAUCUCAAGAAGUGGAAGUUUUAUCAGACCAGCAGGCUAUUGACGUUGAUAGCGAUACUGAGAAUGUGAGGACAGAGAGGCGGAUCAUGUGGACACCAGAAGAAGAUGAGAAAUUGAUGAGUGCUUGGUUGAAAAAUUCAACAGACUCAUCUGUUGGAGCCGAUAGGAACAACGAGCACUACUGGGGUGAUGUCGUUAACUCAUACAACAAGACUAUCCCGUCACAGAGGAAAAGAAAUUCAAAGCAAGCCAAGGAUCGAUGGCAACGCUAUGGCAACGCUACGGUGACAAAGGUGUUCCUACUAUGGUUCUUGAAGCAGUGGCAUCUCAUAAUCUUCGUAUAUGGCAUGCUUUUUUUUGGUACCGCUGGGUCUCAGAAGAACGACAUCAAUGUCCUAAACAAGUCACCACUGUUCAUCAAUGUCCUAAAAGGGAAGGCUCCAAGGGUAAAAUACACAGUAAAUGGAACACAGUAUGAUAUGGGCUACUAUCUCGCCAAUAAAAUAUAUCCGGAAUGGGCGGUUUUCGUGAAGACAAUAUCAGUGCCUCAGAUGGAUGAAGAUAAAUUAUUUGCAUUGAUGCAAGGAGCGAGGAAGGAUGUCGAAUGCGCAUUUGGUGUAUUGCAAUCCCGCUUUGAUAUUGUUCGUCGACCAGCAAGGUUGUGGAAGCAGGGGGAUGUUAUCAACAUAAUGCAAGCGUGUGUCAUCCUUCACAAUAUGGUAGUGGAGGAUGAGAAGGAUUUGGUCAAAGUUCCAUUGGAUUUGAAUGAGAAUGCGAGUGCUACGAUAGUGCUCCCACCUGAAGUGCGUACUAGCGAUAGCCCUAAUCCAUGCUUCGCGGAGGUGCUUAGAAUAAAUUUUGCUAUCCAAGCACGACCAACACAUAGACAACUCAGAAAUGAUCUAGUCGAGCACAUAUGGCAACGCUAUGGAAACAAAGAAAAUUAGAAUAAAUGUUUGAUUCAUUU